Messenger RNA from Plectropomus leopardus (leopard coralgrouper), 6536 nucleotides. It is a transcript of the gene adgrf7, whose product is annotated as adhesion G protein-coupled receptor F7. The record is from RefSeq and is a predicted model, not a curated record. Gene Ontology annotation, biological process: adenylate cyclase-activating G protein-coupled receptor signaling pathway; cell surface receptor signaling pathway. Lineage: Eukaryota; Metazoa; Chordata; Actinopteri; Perciformes; Serranidae. Gene Ontology annotation, cellular component: membrane. Gene Ontology annotation, molecular function: G protein-coupled receptor activity.
ACAACAACAACAGAGGAGAGGAGGCUCAUGUUUACCUUGGAGCAGAAUUUUGAUCCUUCAUUCAAUGACUCAACCAGUGAAGUCUACCAAGACUUUAUGAACACUAUUACCACUCAAGGUGAGAAACACAUCCCCGGUUUUAAAGCAGCACGGAUAAUUGAGAUCCGGGAAGGAAGCACCAUCUGUGACUAUGCUAUAACAGCAACGUCUUUUCAGGAACCGGAAAUUGAAAACCUAAAAGCAGGGAUAUUUUCACAGCUGGCCCGAACAUACCCAAUUCGAUUUGACAGCCAAAAUGUUUUAAAGUUUGACCCAGAUCCAGUAGUUCCUGGGAAUAGAACAAAUGUGACAUGUGGGCCGCCACCAGAGAAUCUCAAUUUCGGAACUGAAUGGCAAGCAGAGUGGAGACGUGACAAUACUGAAAUACUCCAAGACAGUCUACACAUGUUUUCAGUCCAGGAUGGAGCAUCGGUCCUCACUGUGUCACAGUUUUUUAGUACGGACAAAGGACGUUAUGAAUGCACGCUGAAAAGAAAUGACAACGUAUCCUUCCGGCAGCAACUUGAUGAUUCCAGCGAAACAUUCAUCACACCCAUAAUCCAAGUGAGCCCUGUCAGAAAAACAGUUAGAUGUGAGGAUGGAAGGACAGAGCAACUGAACUGCUCUGUCAACAGCCCCUAUGAGGUUAUGUUGCUAGGAAUGUCCAUUACAGGCAAUAAAAUCAUCCAUACGUUUAAUGUGUCUGCCUCCGACUGUGAAAAUUCGCCAAAGACGUUCAUUUGUCAAGUGAAAAACCACACAAACUUUAUGAGAGAUAUCACAUUCCGGUUUUCCAGAGACACUUUUGUUUGUAAUGAUGACGUAUUUGGUGCUGGAAAUAUUGGUGAUGAAUCUGUAGCUCCCUGCCCGGACGACAGAGUGGGGGAAAGAGAGGCAGAAUGUCUGGGAAAUGGAACAUGGAAAGAAAAAACGCCAGACAUGUGCAUCCUACGACCGGUUCAAGACUUGCUGGUGCAAUCUGAGUCCCUGAAUAACAAUUCACUGCCAGAAUUCUUGGAACAACUCAGUAAUGUCACUGUCAACCUAACUGAUGAGGUGGUUGAAUCACCUGCAAACAUUGAUGCCAUUGUUGACAUACUCAACAAUGUAGCCAACGCAUCACUCGGUAUUCCCAUAAAUAAAACUUUAAUGGAGAAUUUCCUUGAAACUGCAGGAGUCCUCACCACAAAUGAAACAAGGGAAUCAUGGAACUUUCUAAACUCCAACGCCACCAGAACUGACUUAAAACAAAGAAGUAACAGCUUAAUAGCUAGAAGCACCAGCUCAAAAUUGUUGGAGUCUCUUGAGUUUGUAACAAGAGCACUGACCAAUGACUCCUUUAACAUUGAAACACCCUCUAUUCUCUUGAACAAAACUACAUAUGUAGAUACUUUCAAUGCUGAAAUUGAAUUCUUUGAUUCUGCAGUGGAGACAGACAUACAUGAGUCUGAUGGACAAAAUAAUUCCAUCACUGUGAUGACAUUUGCCUCAAUGGAAAAUGUACUCCCUGCAAGAGAUGAAAAGAAUACAACCUUCCCACCCCCCUUCAUCAACGGGAGAGUGGUGCUUGUUUACACUGAUGGCAUUGUCAAUAAUGUUUCGUUCACAUUCGACGUUUUAAAUGAAAGUCUGAGGGAUCCUAAGUGUGUUUUCUGGAACUUCAGCCUCUUCGAUAAUCUCGGAGGUUGGGACGACGAGGGCUGCGAGUUGGUCCACAACGAAAAUGGAACCGUCACCUGCAACUGCAACCACCUGACCUCGUAUUCUAUACUCAUGUCACCAUUCACUUCAGAUAACCGAGCACUGGCUUUCAUAACCUACAUUGGAGUCAGCAUAUCUAUGGCUUCCUUGAUCAUAUGCCUCAUAAUUGAAGCUGUCAUAUGGAGAAAAAUAAGAAGGAACAACACAUCAUACUUACGUCAUGUUUCCAUUGUUAACAUCGCAGUGUCUCUCCUGGUUGCAAACAUUUGGUUUUUUAUUGGGGCGGCUUUUCCAGAACCGCUGAAGAGAGGCUACUCAGCAUGCACUGCAGCCACGUUUUUUAUCCAUUUUUUCUACCUAGCCCUGUUCUUCUGGAUGUUAGCCUCAGGUCUGCUGUUGCUCUACCGCACAGUUAGUGUCUUUGAGGGAUUGUCCAAAAACUCUAUGUUGGCAAUUGGAUUCUGUCUCGGCUAUGGGGCACCUAUUAUUAUCGCAGCAAUAACUAUUGCUGUAACUGCACCCAACAGAGAGUACAUCCGAAGAAAUGGUUGCUGGCUUAACUAUAAUGAGUCCAAGGCUCUACUGGCCUUUGUGAUCCCUGCACUAUUAAUAGUGGCAAUAAACUUUUUAAUACUGUUUGUGGUGAUCUACAAAAUGUUGAGGAGAAGGGCCCUGCAAGACACUGCACAAGCAACUGAGAGAAACGUUCUGGUGGUCAUUGCCAGGAGUUUGGCUGUCCUUACACCUCUUUUUGGUUUAACUUGGGGUCUGGGAGUUGGAACCAUGGUGACACGCAAUUUAGCAGUGCAUGGAUUAUUCGCAGUCUUCAAUUCACUGCAGGGUUUCUUCAUUUUGGUGUUUGGAACACUGUUGGACAAAAAGGUGCGGUCAGAAAUAGCAGCUAUUUCACAAAGUUCCGGAGCUGGAACAAGGACUACCAGCGCUGGAACCUCAUCAACAAGUGGUUUGGGCUUCUUCCGGAACUGGAGAAGAGGAAGAGAUGGUUACAAUAUGUCAGCUGGUACCUCUGGUGCAACUCACUCCUUCGGCAACACGUGAUGAUGACUGCAGACAGCUGGAGUCAGUCAGAAAGGCAAAGCAGCUGUUUUUCCAAGUUAUUUUUCUUUCUGUCUUCAUUGCAGCUAGAUCAAGUUAGAUGCAUAGACGUGGAGUAUAGAUAGAUGUGAGGUAUAUAGGAACAUUUAAGGGUCAGAUAGAAAUUUGGUAAAUCAAAGAUGGCAUUAUUACAGUCAGAUUUUUGAAAGUUGUAUUUUGUCAAAGUGAUGUUUACAACAUGUUAUUGACACCAACAAAUAUAUUUAUUAGUGUUACAUAAUGUAGGCUGGAUAUAUCGUAAAAUAUGAAAACAUUUGCACUUUGAUGUGUGUAUGCAGCUGGAAUAUAUAUAACAUUGGACCUCAAUGUCAUUACAUACUCACCAACAGGGAACCAAAAAUUUAACAGGGGACAUGUUUUAGGUCCCCACUUGGUCAUGUUCUAAAUCAUCAUAGAAUCAUGUGUUAAGGCCUCUGGUGAAUUUUUUUUUAAAUUUACCAAGAGGGGACCUAGUGUGAGUGUGUUUGUUAAUAUCCAUAUUCAGUGCUGUCCCUGCUGGUUGGAGCAGGUAUUUUAACGACACAUUCACACACGUUGCUUUUUACACUCCUCUCCAGGGUGAAUGGCUUACAGUCCCCAGCAGCCUUUCAGACUGCAGAUGGGCCGUUAAACAGGCAUUAGUAAUGUUAAUGUGGAUGACAUGGAGGCCACAGAAUGUAAUGUAUCAAAUAUGAUACAAAUGGCAUUAUAGGGUUAAUGAAGAAACCAGUCUCCUGAAACGUGAUUUGUUAAUAGUCUUUGAUUUAAAAGACAAAGCUUGGCUUUUGGUGAUUUCAUAAGUUUUAAACCCCAUACUGUAUUAUGGGAUAUCCAGAAGGCUGGAGGGAAAUUAGUAUAUAAACCAAGCAGAAUAAACCUUUACAUAAAAUGAUCAGCAGUAAGAUCCUUUCUUUUUAGGUUUAAUUAUGUAAAAUGAUGUAACAUCGGACUUAAACUAGACCUUUAAAGUUGUUCAGUUCCUGCUCACACUCACCUGACCAGUUUUCACAAGAACUAAAUGUCAAUCAGUUUUUCAGUAUACUUGUGUUCUUAAUUUAAUAAUUAUUCCUCAACUAUGAUUACAAGGACUGUGAUUAUUAUGAUUAUAACUAUUAUUUUAUAACAAACUAUAAAGGCUCAAUUUUAGUGGAUGGUUUAACCAUUUUAUAGCUUGACGCUGUUUUACAAUAAGGCUUUCCCAGAGAGCAAGGGGAUUUUAAAAUAAAAUAGGAGGAAUAAUUAUAAUGAUAAUAAUAAUAAAAAUAAUAAUAAACCCUCUGUUCAACUGCUGAGACAAACUAUUUCAAAGUCCAGUGGUUUUUGGCUGUACUUUUGGCUGUACUGGAUUUUUUUCCCCAUAUUCCUGCAUUAAUGUUAUGAGAAAGCAUACUUGAACUAAAGUGUCUCUUGUUUUUUCUGAUGACUACAGUCUGUGUCACAUAAAGUUAUACAUUAACUGGCAAGUAAAAAGACAAAUUUGAGGGCUGACAAAUGAUAUAGCAUUUUUGAAAUGACACAGAGAGUUGCACAAAGUGAAAGGCACACAACGAAUGCUACAUUAAGUUCACGUUGAAACUCAGCUCGGUAUUGAUGUUUAUAGGUCUGUCCAUCCCAGUGUUAUCAACUGAAGCAUUUCUUUCACACUUAUAGUCUAACUGGUAUAUUAGUGCUUUUAAUGUGCAUUGAAAUUGUGAUGAGCCACCAACAGCUCAUCUCAGAACCAUCACAACAGGAUGCAGAUCUAUAGACUUUAUAUUAUCACUUUUGUUUGGAACUUUAAAUUCUAAAAAAGAAAAGUCAGUCCACACUUUUUCCCCUCUUUUUUUUUUUUGUUGUUGUUUUGUUUUGUUUUUUACCAUUUCUCCAAUGGGUUUUAUUAAUCUUAAAUCUGCAUUAGAUGAACAAAACUGUAUAUACACAUGCCUACAUCUCAAAAAGAAAAAAAAAACAAAACAAAAACCGCAGAACUAGAAUCAAAAUAAGAUUAAUUCUAGAGGUAGAAUAAAAAAUCACCUUGUGAGAUUUGCAUCGGAUUGUCUACUGUGUACUAGAACGUCUUCUGUUGUAGGAGAGGGAACUACACAGUAUGGGGGCAUCUGGCCAAUACACAGUUAAGAAAAGCUGAGCAAAUAAACAAUAUGUGCCAAAAGAAACUGAACAAAACGUUUCACUUAAGCGUUUAGGGAAAUUAAGAAAACACAAUCCAAAUAUAAACCAACUUAAACUAAAUAAUGGUCAAAAUAUUAACGAAAAAUACAUGUAAACCAAAGUCAACUAAUGAAAUAACACAACCAAAAUAACAAAACAGUCCAGAUUACUAACAAAGAAUAAUUAACUCAAUGUACCCUAAGUUAAAUAACAAAACAAUUUUUAAUAUUCAUUUUCUUUUAAAUGGAUUGGAAAAGGAAAAUACUAUUUUUUUAAAAAAAAAAGAAGACAGAUGAGCCAACUCGGCUUGGGGAACAGGAUUGCUACACAGCAAAAGAGAGAAGUGUCACAACAAAAGUUGUACUUUUAUAGAUAUUUAAACAUUUGAACAUAUUUAUUCACCUAAUAAUUACAUUGGUUAUUUCAUUGCAUACAGUUGUGAUGUUACAUAGUUUUUUGUUUCAAGUUAACAUUUCAUUGUUCUAAUCAUAAUAAGAGGUUCAGUUUCAACUACAGGGGUAAAACAAUACUAAAUAGUUAAAUAAAUACUAAAGUAUCUACAAACAUUAUUUAGAUAGUUGAGAAGUUAAUGGUUUAUUCAUUGCAUCAAGUAAAACUAAUUUGGCUCCAUUAAAUAUUGUAUAGGUGUAUAGGUGCCCUGAUUGUCUGAUCGUCAUAUUAAACAUAUUUAGGAAACAGAAAUACAAUGUUAACAUGCAACAUUAAGCCAAAGAAAAACAUGGUGGGUUAUUGUAGUUUUGUAACAUUGGUUUUGUUGCUGGUUUGUAAUGUUGAAUUUAUGUUGUCCAUUUUUCACCUCACUCACCCUUUUCAUUUGAGCUGCAGUGAUGUAGCUCUCAAGAUUUAAAGGUUUGUUCAUACAUGAGUUUGAACUUAGACAUAAACAUUAGUAAAUGCUUUUGUAACCUAUUAAACAUUUAAUAGAGGGCAAACGUGUGUGCAUGCUUUACAAAGUGCUUAGAAACAAACCAUUUAUUCAGUGACUGUAAAGAUUUAAAACAGCAAAUGCAGCUUUAUAAUGACCUCCCAAAAAAUAUUUCAAGAUCCACUACAUGGUAUUUAUUAACAGUUUAACAAUAUAUUUGUGACAGGUUGGACAUGUGGGGACCCAAGCGCUGACACAAGACACAGCCAAGAAUUACAGUGAAUCAAUAGUGCUAUUUAUUUACAGUAAUGUUGAGCAGGGUGGGGGGAAGUGAGUGAAGACUAUGGCCUGCACCUGGCCCAGCCAAGGGAAGAACAAACCAUGCCCACACUCACACACACACACACACACAGGUUAGGGCACAGAAGGGUAUGCAGACAGGGAGAAACACACGAAGUAGGAGGGUGAGGGGGUUGCACAGCAGCCGAUCACCAAAAUAUUACACUGAAGAGGUGGAAUGAUCAGCACCCAUAUGAUUCUCAUAUAUUCUCAGACAUAAUGACCACAUAUAUCACUGAAUUAAUUGAAAGGUGAUUAUGCGUUAUGUGGCUCUUUAAAGCAGUAGGGCUUUUUGGCUCUUGGUGGCUCUGUUUGUCUGAAUAAUUAA